This is a messenger RNA of Symbiodinium sp. CCMP2592, 1761 nucleotides long. Lineage: Eukaryota; Dinophyceae; Suessiales; Symbiodiniaceae. The record is from the annotation of a GenBank genome assembly.
AUGGACUAUGGCUGGUGUGGACUGGCUGGAGUCUUUGCAGUGCUCUUGGUGAUAGCUGCCACCCUCGGCUUCAUCCAGAUCUUCGGGUUGUGGACAUGGCAGGCAUGGAGGAAGCUCUAUGCAUCGGAGGUCCUGCUCUGGAUGGUGUUCCUGGUGUUGUCUCUUUUCAUCGCCAAAGUCUUCGCCACAGUAGUCCAUGUGACAAUCACAUUCUGCAAGAUUCGACAAUAUCGAGCUUUGAUCCACACGGCCGUGCACAAUCAGGACCCGAGACGCAGUGGCAAGGUCCAGAAGGUACUGAUCUGCCACGCGUCGGUUGGCUCUGGCCACUCCAGGGCCGCGCAGGCCCUGGCUUCUGCUGUGAGCCGGUUGGACGAGUCUGUGGAAGUGCGUGUGGUGGAUCUCAUGGAGCCCCCAUAUGCUGAUCGCACCUUGAUUUAUUUCUACAAAGACUGGUACUUGCGUCUGGUUGGAGGAGAGACGGUGUGCGGAAAUCUGGGCGGACUGUUUGUCGGCUUUCUCUUUGAUCGUGCGAACAACGUCCACGACUCCUUCACUGGCGGCAACGCACUUCAACGCCGCAUUACGCAGAGCUUCUUGCUCAAUUUUAUGCAGCUUGUGUGCGAAGCAAAGCCAGAUGUCAUGGUCCACACGCACUUUUUGGCUCCGGAACUUGUGGCAUCUCUUCGCCGCAGGCAUGGGCUGAAAGUUCCGCAGGUGACCGUGGUGACCGACAUGGACGUACAUGCGUGGUGGUAUCAGCAGCCGACGGACCAUUAUUUCGUGCCCAGAGAGAUAGCCAAGUUUCAGCUUGAAGCUGAUGGAGUCCCGGAAGAAGAUAUCACCGUGAGCGGAAUACCGAUUAUGCCUCAUUUCCAGGACACUCUGAACUCCAUCAAACAUCUCGGCCGGGAUGGGCGAAGACAGCGAUUUCUGAGCCAAAUGGAUGCUCCCCUCCAUGAAGCCUUCCUUCCUGUCUCCGACAUGCCAGUGAUUGUUCAAAUGUCCACCGGCAGGAGCGUUCUUCAGAUAUUCAAACAUUUGAUCCAGCUGGAGACACCUUCCAUCCUGGUGGUCGUAUGUGGCCGCCAAGCUGAUUCCAGGGCCGAGCUGGAAAAAGUGCCAGUGCCGCACCGGCAUCGAGUAGCUCUUCUUGGAUUCAGCUCGUGCAUCCACGAGCUUCUAGCCGUCGCCGACGUGGUUAUCUCCAAGCCGGGUGGGCUGAUUACCUCCGAGGCCUUAUCCUGUGGGUUGAUGAUGGUCGUCGUUGACCCGUACCCUGGACAAGAAGAGAGAAAUGCAUCUAUGCUGCUCGAAGAAGGGGCAGGUAUAUGGAUGUGGGACUACCGAGACAUCUCCUUCAGGUUGGAUCGAAUCAUCUCUGCACCCGCAGAGGCCAAAUUCUCCCUGAGCUGGUAUCAGCAGAAUGCCAGGCGCAUUGCCAAACCUGAGGCUGCGUUUAAGAUCGCACGGUACGUCCUCAGCGAUGCUCCGCGACAGCGCAUGAUGCGGGAGGAGUUCGACUUGGAAAUCAGCUCGGACUCGUCCCCUCCUACCGUAAGUCAGGGCAGCUGGUCCGUGUUUGACUACUCGGAUGAGCGGGUCGAUCGAAGGGGUCGCCGUUCUUCUCAUCCGAGGCGGCUUCGUUUGAGCGACUUCAACGAUAUGAAGGCCUUGGAAUCCAAUGCCGUGCCGCACGAAGACAGCGACGGCAGCGAGUUGAGCGACAGCGCACUUCCCAUGCAGGCACCAGACGAGUAA